Molecule: messenger RNA, 921 nt
Organism: Effrenium voratum
Lineage: Eukaryota; Dinophyceae; Suessiales; Symbiodiniaceae
Source: the annotation of a GenBank genome assembly
GGACAUGUCAAGUGACGUUGCGGCUGAGGAAGAAGAGCAAAAGCAAAGAGAAGGGAAAGCUGGAAGAGGAGGCAACGGAGACGGAGGUAAAAGAGAAGGAAGAGGUGAAGGAGACCAAGAAGAUGAAGGAUUCCCAGUCCAAACAGGAAGAGGCCGACGUCAAGACCUCAAAGGAAGUUGAUGCCCAAGUCGCUCCAGAACUGAUUGGCAAGCUUCAUUCCGCCUUGAGGUGGGGCAAGCCGCAGGACGAGGUGCUUUCGCUGGUGCAGGAUGGGGGCGCGUCCACAGCCGCCGCCGCGAGGGCUCCGGAUCCCAAGACCGGGAACCACGCGCUUCACAUUGCGGUGCAGAAUGGCCAUCGCGCCCUUACAGAAAUGCUCAUCACCUGGAAAGCUGAUGUGAGGGCACAGAACCUCAAGGGCCAGACGCCGCUGCACAUGAGCGUGGAGUAUGAUUUCCAUUUCAUUUCCAAGCUGCUCCUUGAUGAGGGUGCUGAGCGUGAGGUGGAGAACGCCGAUGGCUGCAAGGCCAUCCAGGGCAUCAGCGGCAGCAAGGAGGGAGCCGACGCCUGGGAUGCGCCGAUGAACGUCAUGAAGGAUGCGGCCAGCAAGGAGGAAGUGGAGCUUGCCUUUGCAGCGCUGGAAGCGGACACGGCCAGCUUGGACAAAGCCAGCUUGGCACGGCUGGGGAUGAUGAAGGCAAAGGCUCUGAAGGGCGACUGGGACAAGUCCCGCUUUGUGGAGCUCCUCAGCAAGGUGUAGCGCAAGCGCGUGGUCCGAAAGGUUCGCGCAGCUCCAGGUCUGCGAAGGCCUGUGAGUGGUCGGGCGGGCUGAACGCCUGCCAGACCGAAUGAAUCUGGAAUGCCUGUUGCUCAAAAUGGGAUUUCGAACCCAAUGUGCUUGGUUCUGACAGGAAUCCAGA